Messenger RNA from Poecilia latipinna (sailfin molly), 4845 nucleotides. Its product is annotated as rho GTPase-activating protein 35-like. The coding region runs from base 883 to 4830 and encodes 1315 amino acids. Gene Ontology annotation, cellular component: cytosol. Gene Ontology annotation, biological process: regulation of axonogenesis; regulation of cell size; Rho protein signal transduction. The record is from RefSeq and is a predicted model, not a curated record. Lineage: Eukaryota; Metazoa; Chordata; Actinopteri; Cyprinodontiformes; Poeciliidae. Gene Ontology annotation, molecular function: GTPase activator activity; GTP binding; GTPase activity. The transcript is spliced from 3 exons.
ACUCUCUCUGCUUUCUGUGAAUAGGAGAGGAGACGGUCCGCCAUUAUUGGGGAAGCUGAGGGGAAAAAAAAUCGGCUCGUUCUCAACGUCACGCAUUUAUCCAGCGAGAGGGGCUUAACAUGAGAAAGGAAAACACAGCGCCUCACGACGAGCUGUCCUUACUCUGAAAAUAGCGUUGCUGUAAAUGACGGCAGAGCUCCGAAUCGGCUUCCAUACGGACUCUUUUGUUUUGUUUUGUUUCUUCUUUUUUUUUUAUUUCAGACACAACAAAGGAAACAAUAAUUGGUGAAAACAACGUGGUGGUGAUCCAAGAAGGGGAAAACACACCGAAACAGCGCUUCCCAACGCCUUCCCCCCUCUUUUUCUCUCUCCUCGCCAGACAUUUCCAGCCUAUGUGAAAAGGACGGGACUUUUCUCUUUUAUUUUGGGAAGAUUUUCUUUCUCUUUUUUUUUUUUUAACUGCUGCUGCUUUUAAUCAGAAAUGAGUUCUGUUUUUUUCUCCUGAAAGAGAAAGUGCAAAUGCUCAUGUCUGAAAACUUCAGACUACAGCGCGGGGGGGAUGAGCUCUUAUGGGCCAGACGGCGUGUUUACUAGAAAAGCGGAAAAAAAAAAAAAAUAAUAAUCGAUGCGAGUGUUUCUGGGGAGUGUUGUGUGUUUUUUUUUAACAUUUUAAAAAAAGUCUUUUCCCGGCCGUGAGUCGCAGAGGAGCGACGUUAGAGGAAGAACGGAGUGGACGAGAGCUGGGAAGACAGGACUGCUUGUGAUCAUGACCAGAGUUCACUGAGCUCCAUUUUGCAUGGAAACCCUGCUUCCCUGGCAGCCCCCUCCUCUCCCUAAAGCUUGCAGCCAGCAUGGCAGGAUGAGCUUCUGCCAACGAUAAUAAUGGCUAAAAAACAAGAUGCCCGGGCUCCCAUCUACAACCUGGUCGUGGUGGGGUUGUCUGGCACAGAAAAGGAAAAAGGCCAGUGUGGCGUGGGCAAGUCCUGCCUGUGCAACCGCUUUGUUCGGCCGAGUGCGGAUGACUUCGACCUGGAUCACACCUCCGUUUUGAGCACCAGUGACUUUGGAGGCCGUGUGGUGAAUAACGACCACUUUCUAUACUGGGGAGAAGCUGGUAGGACAAUAGAAGAGGGGCAAGAGUGCCGCAUGAAUGUGGUGGAGCAGACAGAGUUUAUUGAUGACCAGACAUUCCAGCCACACCGUAGCACGGCACUCCAGCCUUACAUCAAGAGGGCAGCUUCCACUAAGCUGGCUUCAGCUGAAAAGCUGAUGUACUUUUGCACAGAUCAGUUGGGCCUAGAGCAGGACUUUGAGCAAAAGCAAAUGCCUGAAGGCAAGCUCAUUGUGGACGGCUUCUUACUCAGUGUUGAUGUCAGCAGGGGUAUGAACCGUAGCUUUGAGGAUCAGAUGAAGUUCGUUGGCAAUCUGUAUAAUCAACUAGCCAAAACGAAGAAGCCAGUGGUACUGGCUCUCACCAAAUGUGAUGAAGGAGUUGAACGCUACAUUAAAGACUCUCAUGCUUUUGCCCUUGCCAAGAAGAACCUACAGGUGGUUGAAACUUCAGCCCGCUCUAAUGUCAAUGUUGACCUGGCAUUCCUUACUCUGGUUCAGCUCAUAGAUAAGAGCAGGGGAAAGCCCAAGAUUAUACCAUAUUUUGAGGCUCUGAAACAGCAGAGCCAACAGAUCGCCUUAGCAAAAGACCGAUAUGAGUGGCUGGUUACCCGAAUUGCGAACAACCACAACGAAACAUGGCCCGUCGUCAGUCGUCGCAUGCAGACAGCUCCUGAGUACAAGGAAUAUGUUUUCCUUGAGGGAACGCCGAAGGCCAAGAAGCUUUUCCAACAGCAUGUUCACAGACUAAAACAAGAGCACAUAGAGAAACGCAGGAAGGCCUAUCUAAAUACUCUACCACAGGCCCUGUCUGUGCUAAUACCAGAGUUGGAUGAGAUAGACCACUUGAGUUGGUCUGGAGUUCAGAAGGUCUUGGAGACAAAGAGAGAUUUCUCUCAGUGGUUUGUAGUUUUGGAUGACACACCUUGGGAGACGACACCGCACAUCGAUAAAAUGGAUGACGAUCGAAUCCCCCAGGACCUGCUGGAAACCCCUGCAGCUGAAACCAUUUAUGAAACCCACUUGGAUCAGUUAAGGAAGGAGCGCAAACGGGCCGAGAUGAGAUGGGAGUUCAAAGAAAAGCUAAGUGUUUCUCCUUUCAUCACACCAGGGAAACCGUGGGAAGAGGCUCGGAGUUUCAUCAUGAAUGAGGAUUUCUACCAGUGGCUGGAUGAGGCUGAAUAUUUAGACAUCUACAACAAACAUCAGAAGGAAAUCAUUGACCGGGCCAAAGAAGACUUUCAGGAACUGCUUCUUGAAUACUCUGAGCUAUUUUAUGAGUUAGAAGUGGAUGCAAAACCAAGUAAAGAGAAAAUGGGAGCCAUUCAGGAGGUGCUGGGCGAGGAGCAGCGAUUCAAAGCACUACAAAAGCUACAGGCAGAAAGGGAUGCUCUAGUACUGAAACACAUACACUUUGUUUACCAUCCUACAAAGGACACUUGCCCCAACAGCCCCCACUGUGUUGACAGUAAAAUUGAGCAGAUACUGGCUUCCAGAUUUCCUACCAGAUAUGCGUCAUCAGACAGCGCUAGACUGGAAGGUGGAAGGGCUGAACGGAUAAAUCUGGUCAUCCUAGGGAAAGACGGACUAGCCAGAGAAAUGGCUAACGAGAUCAGGGCAUUAUGUACUAGUGAUGACAGAUAUGUAGUAGAUGGCAAGAUAUACGAGUUAACCCUUCGCCCUAUAGAAGGCAAUGUACGUCUGCCCGUUAACUCAUUCCACACACCUACCUUCACACCACACGGAUGCCUUUGUUUGUACAAUUCAAAGGAAUCCCUCUCGUACGUUGUUGAGAGUUUAGAAAAGCUUAGAGAGUCAACCAUAGGCAGAAGAGAAAGGGAAAACAGCUUAGCUCAACUCCCACUGUCCCUACUUCUGGUCACUAAGCGUGGUGUUGGUUCCAUUGGGGAUAUCGGAGGAGAAACGGCUCAGACUCUAAUACAACAAGGGCAGCAGGUAGCUGCAAAGCUUCAAUGCACCUACCUAGACCCAGCCUCCCCAGGUAAGGGUUAUGGCCGCAAUGUCAGUGAGAAACAGCUUAACCAGAUGCUGAGAGGCCUCUUAGAAACUCGGAGAAACAUUGGGACCGGCUCCCCUACAUUACCUCCUUUAUCCUCUGCUUACAGAGACUCUCAGUCUCAGCAAGGCAAUGAGGCAGACCUCCGAAUAGUUAUGUGCCUGAUGUGUGGGGACACAUAUGAUUUAGAUCAACUACUGGCACCUUUCCUUUUGCCCCAGCAUUGUCGUCCUACAUCAAGCCACAGCAGCGGCACGUCCGUUCUCUUGGAUCUUGUCAUUGGGGGUCACAGACAGAACGUUGAACUGUCUUUGCUCUCUUUCCACUCCUCGUUUUCCCUCCGAAAGACAGGCCUGGUCCACGGCUACAUUGCAGUUUACUCUGCCCGCCGUAAAGCCUCCAUGGAGACGAUGUGUGCUUUCCUUUGUGAGGUCCAGGACAUUGUGCCUGUCCAGUUGCUAGCAGUAGGGGAGAGUCAGAUGGAGUUGUCAGACUCUGAUUCAGCUAAGGAGCAAAUCUGUCAGGGAGAGGAUCUAGCCCAUGAAAUCAGUGCCAGAUUUAGCACAGUAAUAUGCGGACAUGGUGGGGUAGUGGGAGGACUUCAUAAGAUAGACCUUUUCCACUCCUUCUUACAGGAGGUGAUGGAGAAGCGCACUGUUGUUGAGGCCGCACACAUGUACGAUAAUAUAGCCGAGGCAUGUACCAAUGAGAGCUGCGGGUCCCCCAGUCCAGUUCACAUCCAUGUUGACUCAGAGGAUGAUAUUGACCCAUCGCCACCUUACCCUACACUUAGGGAGGGUGGUAGUCUAAGUUCCCACCUGGGAAGUUUCAAGCUGCCAGACCUGGAAUCGAGUGAUAGAUUUUCUGUCAUUUCUGAUAUUGGUACAUUUGAAAGCAAGCUAAAUAACAAGGUGCCUCCACAAGUGAAGCCCAAGCCUGUGCGUAAAGGACCCUACGGUGAUCAGCAAGGCACCUCUAACAGACCCGUCUUGCCCCAAACUGUCACCUGGGCUCCAGGGAGCGACGGAGGCUACGACCCCUCGGACUACGCAGAGCCUAUGGAUGCUGUGUGCAAACCUCGACCUACUGAAGAGGAGAAUAUUUACUCUGUCCCCAUCGACAGCACACAGGGCAAGAUUGUCACCAUCCGCAACGCCAACAAGGGUCACACCAAUGGAAGUGCUGCGGGCAACGGAUCUGACAGCGAAGCUGACAGCAGCUCACUGGAGCGCAGGAGGAAGCUAUCCGUUUUUGGUGAAAAGCCUAAGCUUUACAGAGACAGGUCCCAACGGCUUGGAAAAUUCAGCAGUUUUAGGACAAGCUUCUCUCUUGGCAGCGAUGAUGAGACGGGUGGUCCGCCAAAGACAAGCCAGGACGAUGGAGGACCUCAGAAGGACAACUCCAUAGAUGAGAGCGAUGAUCACAAAACAAUAAAGAUUCUCCGGGGUCUCCGCAGAAAUACCAAGAAACAAACUCGGUCCAAGCCCCGGCACUCCAACUCCAAACCUGUUGAGAGCAACUACUUCGGCAUGCCGCUGGCUGCCAUGGUCACUGUGGAGCGACCGAUCCCCGUCUUCAUUGAGAAAUGCAUCCGCUUCAUAGAGACCACAGGUAAGAAUCUGCUCGACCCGACUUUGAUGCGUCACACAGUCAGACAUUUUCUUUCAGUGUCUCUUGUUACGCAUCUGUACAAAAGUCUGUAAUUACCCCUAAAGGGU